AUGGCCCCCGCCCGGGGCCGCCUGCUCCCUGCGCUCUGGGUCGUCACGGCCGCGGCGGCGGCGGCCACCUGCGUGUCCGCGGCGCGCGGCGAAGUGAACUUGCUGGACACAUCCACCAUCCACGGGGAUUGGGGCUGGCUCACGUAUCCGGCUCAUGGGUGGGACUCCAUCAACGAGGUGGACGAGUCAUUCCGGCCCAUCCACACCUAUCAGGUGUGCAAUGUCAUGAUCCCCAACCAGAACAACUGGCUGCGUACCAGCUGGGUGCCCCGGGACGGUGCACGGCGUGUCUAUGCUGAGAUCAAGUUCACCCUACGUGACUGUAACAGCAUGCCCGGUGUGCUGGGCACCUGCAAGGAGACCUUCAACCUCUACUACCUGGAGUCGGACCGCGACCUGGGUGCCAGCACCCAGGAAAGCCAGUUCCUCAAGAUUGACACCAUCGCAGCUGACGAGAGCUUCACAGGAGCUGACCUGGGUGUGCGCCGCCUCAAGCUCAACACGGAGGUGCGUGGCGUGGGCCCCCUCAGCAAGCGCGGCUUCUACCUGGCCUUCCAGGACAUAGGUGCCUGCCUCGCCAUCCUGUCCCUCCGCAUCUACUACAAAAAGUGCCCAACCAUGGUGAGGAAUCUGGCGGCCUUCUCAGAGGCGGUGACGGGGGCUGACUCAUCCUCGCUGGUGGAGGUGCGUGGCCAGUGCGUGCGGCACUCAGAGGAGCGGGAUACACCCAAGAUGUACUGCAGUGCCGAGGGAGAGUGGCUGGUGCCCAUCGGCAAGUGCGUCUGCAGCGCAGGCUACGAGGAGCGGCGGGAUGCCUGUGUGGCCUGCGAGUUGGGUUUCUACAAGUCAGCCCCCGGGGACCAGCUCUGCGCCCGCUGUCCGCCCCAUAGCCACUCUGCAGCACCUGCUGCCCAGGCCUGCCACUGUGACCUCAGCUACUUCCGGGCAGCUAUGGAUCCGCCGUCUGCUGCCUGCACCCGGCCACCCUCAGCACCAGUGAACCUCAUCUCCAGUGUGAAUGGCACCUCUGUGACCCUGGAGUGGGCCCCUCCUCUGGACCCAGGUGGCCGCAGUGAUGUCACCUACAACGCUGUGUGCCGCCGCUGCCCCUGGGCAUUGGGCCGCUGUGAAGCAUGUGGGGCCGGGACCCGCUUCGUGCCCCAGCAGGUGAGCCUGGCACAGGCCAGCCUGCUGGUGGCCAACUUGCUGGCUCACAUGAACUACUCCUUCUGGAUCGAGGCUGUCAACGGCGUGUCUGACCUAAGCUCUGAGCCUCGCCAGGCGGCCAUGGUCAACAUCACCACGAACCAGGCAGCCCCGUCCCAGGUGGUGGUCAUCCGGCAGGAGCGGGCAGGGCAGACCAGCGUGUCGCUUCUGUGGCAGGAGCCAGAACAGCCCAAUGGCAUCAUCCUGGAGUAUGAGAUCAAGUACUAUGAGAAGGACAAGGAGAUGCAGAGCUACUCCACCCUUAAGGCUGUCACCACCAGGGCCACCGUCUCAGGCCUCAAACCGGGCACUCGCUACGUGUUCCAGGUGCGCGCUCGCACCUCAGCUGGCUGUGGCCGUUUCAGCCAGGCGGUGGAGGUGGAGACCGGAAAGCCCAGACCACGCUACGAUACCCGAACCAUCGUCUGGAUCUGCCUGACGCUCAUCACUGGCCUGGUCGUCCUUCUGCUCUUGCUCAUCUGCAAGAAGAGGCACUGUGGCUACAGCAAAGCUUUCCAGGACUCAGAGGAGGAGAAGAUGCACUAUCAGAAUGGAGAGGCACCUCCACCUGUCUUCCUGCCCCUGAAUCACCCCCUGGGGAAGAUUCCAGAGCCCCAGUUCUAUGCAGAACCCCACAACUAUGAGGAGCCAGGCCGGGCUGGCCGCAGUUUGACCCGAGAGAUAGAAGCCUCUAGAAUUCACAUUGAGAAGAUCAUUGGCUCUGGGGAGUCAGGAGAGGUCUGCUAUGGGCGGCUGCGGGUGCCAGGACAGCGGGACAUGCCCGUGGCCAUCAAGGCCCUGAAAGCCGGCUACACAGAGAAGCAACGGCGUGACUUUCUGAGCGAGGCUUCCAUCAUGGGUCAGUUUGACCACCCCAACAUCAUUCGCCUCGAGGGUGUGGUCACCCGAGGCCGCCUGGCGAUGAUCGUGACUGAGUACAUGGAGAAUGGCUCCCUGGAUGCCUUCCUGCGGACGCACGAUGGCCAGUUCACCAUUAUGCAGCUGGUCGGCAUGCUCCGUGGUGUGGGUGCUGGCAUGCGCUACCUCUCAGACCUGGGCUACAUUCACCGGGACCUGGCUGCUCGCAACGUCCUAGUGGAUGGCAACCUCGUGUGCAAGGUGUCAGACUUCGGGCUCUCGCGGGUGCUGGAGGAUGACCCUGAUGCCGCCUACACCACCACGGGAGGGAAGAUCCCCAUCCGCUGGACAGCGCCCGAGGCCAUCGCCUUCAGGACCUUCUCCUCGGCCAGCGAUGUGUGGAGUUUUGGGGUGGUCAUGUGGGAGGUGCUAGCCUAUGGGGAACGGCCCUACUGGAACAUGACCAACCGGGAUGUCAUCAGCUCUGUGGAGGAGGGAUACCGCCUGCCUGCCCCCAUGGGCUGCCCCCGUGCCCUGCAUCAGCUCAUGCUUGAUUGUUGGCACAAAGACCGCACCCAGCGGCCACGCUUCGCCCAAAUUGUCAGUGUCCUCGACGCACUCGUUCGAAGCCCUGAGAGUCUCAGGGCCACGGCCACAGUCAGCAGGUGCCCGCCUCCUACCUUUGCCCAAAGUGGGGCUAGCGGGGUUCUCAGUGUGGAGGACUGGCUGAACUCCAUUCGCAUGGGGCGCUACCGGGACCACUUUGCUGCCGGCGGUUACUCCUCUCUGGGUAUGGUGCUGCGAAUGGAUGCUCAGGAUGUGCGAGCCCUGGGCAUCACCCUUAUGGGCCACCAGAAGAAGAUUCUGGGCAGCAUUCAGACCAUGAGGGCCCAGCUGACUGGAACCCAGGGGCCCCGCCGGCACCUCUGACCUCGUCGCCAGCCCCAGCUCCAGUGAGGACUUACAGGGUUGGUUAGCGGCUGGGCUGCCCCAGUCCAAGGGACUCCACAGCGGGGCCUGGAACAAUCAGGGUCAGGUGUCCUGGGAAGGGUCAGUUGCUUCCCGCCCAGGAGAGAGAGACUGCUCCCCACCUCCGUGCCGCUGCACCCAGCAGGAAUGCCACGUCCACCUCUGUGUGCGUGUGUGAGUGUUUGUGUGUGUGUGUGUGUGUGUGUGUGUGUGUGUGUGUGUGUGUGCAUGCAUGUACCAGCUCGUGGAUUGUGGGCUGGACUCAUGAGGUUAUGGGAACCUACAAGGAGACAUGUGAUUGUGUGUAUAUGUGUGACCCUAUUGGGUCAGCAUGGACAGAUGUGAGUCAGUGUGCCUGCCACUCCUUGAGGCUGCGGAUAGCCUCGUCAAGAGUGUUACUGGGUCACAGUCCAGGAGUGGGGGUCUCCGUGGGCCGCUCUGAAGCGCACCAGCAUCAGGCAUCCCCAACCCCGUCGCCACCCAGGUGAGCCCAGCCCCGGCUCUCUCUCAGGUCUGAGCCUUCCCUCUAGCUGGUGAGGGGUCACCUGCAGCUACUACCUGGCUCCCAUCACUGCUUCAACAGGAAAACAGGGUUCUCAGUCUGCCCCUCAGGCCUACUCUGUCUGGGCAUCACUGCAAAGUACACGACAUGUCCUCAGCUGGACUUGCUGCCCAGCCUGGGUCUGGGGGCUACCCACAUCCCUCCCCCAGUCUCUGUUGCCCCCACCCCUGUCUAAAAAGUCCCUCUCACUGCCCUUCCAUGCCCUGCUGUCCCUGGCCUGCCAUUCCCCCCAGCCCAGGCCUCGGAAUGGGGGCUAGAAGGUCCCCAGCUUCUCAUUCCCAAGCCCCCCUGAGAAGAUCACUGCUGAGACAGGGGGUGGGCCAUGUCCAAGAUCAUGCAGCUACCCAGUUUCAGUGUUAUGGCUCCUCCCUUUGCACCCAGGACUCUAUCCACCACCCCACCCCAUCUCAGAGGAUGGCUGGGGAGGACACUGGAACACCCCUUGACUGACCCACCCCCUUACGGCCCACCAGGGUAUGUAAAUAUCUUUUUGUACCAUGUCAGAAUAUUUUUUUCCUCACUCCUGACAAUGCAAAAAUGGUCUUCAAAGCACAUAAAAAGCACCCAGGAUGAGAAAGCCCCAUCCCAGGGGAGGUGAGCCAGGCAGGGUCCAGGAACCCCAUGGGGAAGGGGCAAGCCCAGCCCCCAGCCCCUGCCCAGCCCUUCCCGUAGCCAGCACAGCUGUUCCGCGAGUCACCAGCACUGAGCCCCCCUCUCUCCUCUGCAAUAAUUUGGGGAGUCUCAGCCCUGCCAGGUGCUGCGGCCAGCUCUCUACACCUCUAUAUAUUAUAUUACUAUAUAGCCCAGCUGCUCUUCCUUCCUAUGGAAGUCGGAAACAUGGUCAGCACACGGUCCAGGGGCAACCCUGUCUGCCCCUCCAUGCCCCCUGCACCCAUUUCCUGGGCCCUGGAGCCUCGGCAGGGCCACAGUGAGCCUGCCCCCGAGUGAGGUGCCCCCAGGCCCCAGGGAUCUGCCUCUCUGUGCUCUCCAUCCUGAGUCUUGAACUUACCCAUAAUGAGAAUAAACUCUGCCUCAUCUUUG
Suncus etruscus (white-toothed pygmy shrew) is the source of this 4636-nucleotide messenger RNA. RefSeq names its product EPH receptor A8 (gene EPHA8). Lineage: Eukaryota; Metazoa; Chordata; Mammalia; Eulipotyphla; Soricidae. The record is from RefSeq and is a predicted model, not a curated record. Bases 1 to 2994 code for a protein of 997 amino acids. Gene Ontology annotation, molecular function: transmembrane-ephrin receptor activity; ATP binding; protein binding. The transcript has 17 exons. Gene Ontology annotation, biological process: protein phosphorylation; axon guidance; cell surface receptor protein tyrosine kinase signaling pathway. Gene Ontology annotation, cellular component: neuron projection; plasma membrane.